Aspergillus japonicus CBS 114.51 is the source of this 1276-nucleotide messenger RNA. Its product is annotated as maleylacetate reductase. The record is from RefSeq and is a predicted model, not a curated record. Gene Ontology annotation, cellular component: mitochondrion. Gene Ontology annotation, molecular function: alcohol dehydrogenase (NAD+) activity; metal ion binding; maleylacetate reductase activity. Bases 203 to 1276 code for a protein of 357 amino acids. NCBI's taxonomy places the organism in Eukaryota, Fungi, Ascomycota, Eurotiomycetes, Eurotiales, Aspergillaceae. Gene Ontology annotation, biological process: protein histidyl modification to diphthamide. The transcript is spliced from 2 exons.
CGUUGACCACGGAAGUGGUGGGGUGUGGGGAAAACACCUUUAUUAUUCAUGAUGAUCAAGCUUCGGAUGUCUCCCUGAGAUUCGGAUCCAGGCACAUCUUAGACUAUUUAUAUCUGUCAGGGAUCCCCCGAACCGUCCAAUCUCUUCCCCGCUAUUCUGCAAUCCCGAUAAACCUGCGCACCAUCGCCAACCUCCACUCACAAUGGACGCCUUCGAAUACAAUUCCAACCCCGGCCGUGUCAUUUUCGGCAGCGGCACGCUCCAGAAGCUCCCUGAUGAGGUCGCCCGUCUCAACGUGAAGGCCCCGUUGGUGCUUUCGACCCCCCACCAAGUCAGCCAGGCCGAGAGCGUCAAGGCCGUCCUCAACGGCCAGGUCGCCGGCAUCUUCACCGAGGCCACCAUGCACACCCCGACCCACAUCACCGACAAGGCACUGGAAUACGCGAGCGCGCAGGGCGCGGAUGCGGUCAUCUCCGUGGGCGGCGGUAGCACCAUCGGCCUCGGCAAGGCCAUCAGCAUCCGCACCGGACUGCCGCACAUCUGUAUUCCGACGACCUACGCGGGCAGUGAGAUGACCCCGAUCCUGGGUGAAACCGCCGACGGGCUGAAGAAGACGCGCUCCGAUCCCAAGAUCCUGCCGGGCACGGUCAUCUACGACGUCGACCUGACCAUGACGCUGCCUGCCGCCAUGAGUGCUACGAGUGGUGUGAAUGCCAUUGCGCACGCUGUGGAGGCGCUCUACGCGCGGAACACCAACCCCGUCAUCAACCUGAUGGCCCUGGAGGGCACGCGGGCGCUGGCCUCGGCCCUGCCGGAGAUCGUGGAGAACCCCAGCUCCCCCUCGGCGCGCUCGUCCGCCCUCUACGGCGCCUGGCUGUGCGGCACGUGCCUGGGCAGUGUGGGCAUGUCCAUCCAUCACAAACUCUGCCAUACCCUGGGCGGGAGCUUCAACCUGCCCCAUGCGGAAACCCACACCGCGGUGCUACCGCACGCCAUCUCCUACAAUGCGCCCAAGAUCCCCGAGGCCAUGAAGAAGCUGGCCGAGGCCCUGCCGGAAAGCAACGGGGACGCCAUCCACGGCUUGAAUGUGUUGCUGUCUAAGCUCAAGGUCAAGCGCGGCCUCAAGGACUUCGGGAUGAAGGAGGAGGAUAUCGACAAGGCCGCCGACAUCGCGGUCAGCAACCCGUACUGGAACCCGCGCGAGAUCGAGCGCGAGCCGAUUCGGGAGCUGAUCCGGCGUGUGUGGGCUGGCGAGCCGGCCCGGGCGGAUUUGUAG